AUGGAAUCAAGGGAUAAAGUGUUGCAGGGGCAUUAUUUCUUUGAUAGCAAACCCUUGAUUGUGAAACCUUGGGAUCAGGAUCUGGAUAUGGAUAAAGAGGAGGUGCAAGUUGUUCCCAUUUGGAUUCAGUUGAAGCUGAAUUUCAAAUACUGGAGUGAAAAGGCAUUAUUCAAAAUUGUGAGUCAGGUGGGAAAACCAAUCAAAAGAGACUAUGCUACCACAUGUAGAGAUAAAAUUCAGUUUGCUAGAGAUAUGGUGGAAGUUCCCAUGGAGAAAAUCUUACCUGAUCACUUAUUCUUCAUGGAUGAACAUGGUGAAAAGGUUAAGGUGGAUCUGAGAUAUGAAUGGAAGCCUACUCUAUGUAAUAAAUGCAAGAUGGUGGGGCAUGCUGAAGCAGAAUGCAGGCAAGGUAAUAGUAGGAAGAAAGAGACUAUAGCCAUUGAGGUGGAUCAGGAAGGCUUUCAAAGGGCUUUGAGACCAAUUAGGGUCAGAGCUGAUUCAGUGGAACCAGCCCAAAUUGCUAACCCUUUUGAUAUACUGCAGAAUGAAGAGAUGGUUGAAACUAGUGUUAAUGUGACAGAUAGGGGAGGGAACUUGAGUAGACAGGAGGGGUUGGUUGGGCUCCUUAAACAUAAGGUGAAGGGUGCUAAUCUUGGCAAGCUUUACCAAAGAGUAUUUACAGGCUGGUGUUUUACAGGAAAUGUUAGUUUUCACAAGGGAGGAACAAUAGUGGUAGCUUGGAAACUUGGAAGCUUUACAGUGAGUGUUGUAGCUGUUACAGCUCAGUUGAUACAUUGUCAUGUUACCCCAAUUAGUGGUAAAAAUGGCUUCUAUUGCACUUUUGUUUAUGCAUUCAAUGAAUGCAAGCAGAGAAUUGAGCUAUGGAGAGACUUGAAGGUUUUAAACACACAGGAUCCUUGGAUUAUGUGUGGAGACUUUAAUUGUGUUAUGGCUAGUAAUGAGAGAAUAGGUGCACCUGCCAGACAAGCUGAAAUCAAUGAUAUUAAUAGUUGUAUGCAUGUUUGUAGUAUGGAAGAUGUGAAGAGUGUAGGGAACAUGUUCACUUGGAAUAACAAACAGCAGGGUUCUGCUAGAGUGUUUUCUAAGUUGGAUAGGGUGUUAGCUAAUCCAGCAUGGCAGAGUGAGUAUGUGGAUGCAGAGGUAUGUUUUAUGAAUGAGGGUGAUUUUGAUCAUUCCCCUGGCUUGCUUACAGUUUAUCCAAGAUCUGCAGGAGGGAGGAAGCCCUUUAGAUACUUUACAAUGUGGAAGUCAGCUCCUACUUUUGAUACCAUCAUUCAGGAUGUAUGGAGGGAACAUUUAUCUGGAAGUAAGAUGUAUGUCUUAGUGACUAAAUUGAAGAAGGUGAAAGUUGGUCUGAAAGAGCUCAAUAAGAAGGGUUUUACUGACAUUCAGGCUGCUGAAAUUAAAGCUCAUCAGGCAAUGUUAGAUGCUCAGCAAGCCAUGCAUUCAAAUCCUGCAAAUCAGCAACUAGUUGAUCUGGAGUUAGAUGCCAUCAAGAAAUAUAAAUUACAUCAUCAAAGUAUCAAGGCCAGAAAUGUUCAGAAUCAUGUUUACAGCAUAUAUGAUAUGCAUGGAAAAUGGCAAGAUACUCCAGAAGCAGUUUCUGAUGCUUUUCUUGAUUAUUAUAAGCAGUUACUGGGUACAACUCAAGCUGGAAGAAGAUCUGUAAUCAAAGAGGUGGUGUUGGCUGGCCCAGUGAUUACUGAACAUCACAGAGCUCUUCUCAAUGCACAUUACUCUAGAGAGGAAGUGAAGAAUGCUCUAUUCUCCAUUCCUGGAACUAAAGCUCCUGGACCAGAUGGUUUUGGUUCUUUCUUUUAUAAGGAUUCUUGGCAUAUAGUGGGAGAUGAGGUAAUUGAUGCAGUUCUUGAUGUGCUGAAUAAUGGUAAGCUCUUAAAGGAGAUUAACCAUACAGUCAUCCUUUAA
Spinacia oleracea (spinach) is the source of this 1947-nucleotide messenger RNA. RefSeq lists its product as uncharacterized. Lineage: Eukaryota; Viridiplantae; Streptophyta; Magnoliopsida; Caryophyllales; Amaranthaceae. Gene Ontology annotation, molecular function: catalytic activity. Bases 1 to 1947 code for a protein of 648 amino acids. The transcript has 4 exons. The record is from RefSeq and is a predicted model, not a curated record.